AUGCGAGGUGUUAAGCGGUUCGGUGUUUGGGGAAAGCUAAGUCCCCGAUAUGUCGGACCCUUUGAGAUUUUGGAACAAGUCGGCGCCGUGGCUUACAAGGUAGCAUUACCACCGAGGCUUGCAGGGGUGCACGACGUAUUUCAUGUAUCCAAUCUCCGCAAGUAUGUCCAUAAUUCGGAGCAUAUUCUCUCGUAUAUACUUAUAGAGAUUCAAGAAGAUAUGACUUAUGAGGAGUUCCCGGCAUUCAUCGUCGAUCGAGAAGUGAGAAAACUAGGGAACCGUGAAAUUUCGUAUGUUAAAAUCCAUUGGAGCAACCACGACGAUCGGGAAGAUACGUGGGAGCUUGAGAACGUGAUGAGAGAGCGUCAUCCUCAUCUCUUCGAAGAGCUGGAGUGA
Ananas comosus (pineapple) is the source of this 396-nucleotide messenger RNA. RefSeq lists its product as uncharacterized. NCBI's taxonomy places the organism in Eukaryota, Viridiplantae, Streptophyta, Magnoliopsida, Poales, Bromeliaceae. The transcript has a single exon. The coding region runs from base 1 to 396 and encodes 131 amino acids. The record is from RefSeq and is a predicted model, not a curated record.